AUGAGCCGCGUGUUGGCUGAAUUCUCUGUUGAGUAUUCUGGACCAGCUUUCAUUUGCUCCAUCCUCAUCAUGUUAUGCUCAUACGCCUACCCUUGCGUUUCCAAAGACGACCAGCCAUUCGAUCCUCUGGGACAGAUCUUGGAGAUCCGUAGACUGCUUGCUGGUUGCGCCUUUUUUUUCCACCAACUCGGUAAGAUGGAGCAUCCAGGCGAACUAGCGGGAUGGUUACGAUACAAAGACGCCGAGGAUUUAGAAGAAGAGCUUCCAAAAGAUGGCGUUCCUGGUGAGGUGCGAGGCCUGGAAUACCUUCACAAGAAGUAUGGUUCUCUUCCAUGGUCGACCAUCAUGCAGCCAGCCAUCCAGACAGCCCGUCAAGGUUUCCCGGUUGGUCGUGAUCUCGUUCGUUAUAUGAACUCGGCCGUCGGGGAUGGGGAAGACUUCCUGUCUAAGGAUCCGACAUGGGCUAUUGACUUUGCCCCUAAUGGAACUCGUCUCGGUCUUGGAGAUACCAUCACCCGUAAACGCUACGCAGACACGCUGGAGACAAUUGCCAACAACGGCCCGGAUGCUUUUUAUACCGGUCCAAUUGCGGAAACCAUGAUACAGGCGCUGCAAGCUGCGAACGGCACAAUGACGCUAGAAGACCUACGUAACUACACCAUUGCUAUCCGAGACACCUCGCAGAUUGACUAUCGAGGGUAUAGAGUUAUUGGAACUAGCGCGCCAUCCAGCGGCACUGUCGCCUUGAACAUCCUUAAGGUUUUGGAUACUUACGACAGCUUCAUGGUACCCGACAACGUAAAUCUUAGCACGCAUCGUUUGGAUGAAGCUAUACGUUUCGGAUAUGGACUGAGAACCGAACUAGGUGAUCCGUACUUCCUCGAAGGAUUAGAUGAAUACCAGAAAGAUAUGCUGGAACAGUCGACUAUUGAUGAGAUUCGUGGGAAAAUUUCCGACUUGCACACACAGAACGUGUCUGCUUAUGAUCCUAAAGGCCUCGAGAGCCUUGACACCCCCGGAACGUCGCAUAUCGCUGCUGUUGAUCAUACUGGACUUACUAUUUCCACUAUCACAACCAUCAACUUGCUUUUCGGCAGUAAAGUCAUGGUGCCAGAGACGGGAAUAAUUAUGAACAAUGAAAUGGAUGACUUCUCAACACCCGGCUCGUCCAACGCAUUUGGAUACGUCCCAUCGGAGGCGAACUUCAUUCGACCCGGGAAGCGACCUCUGUCUUCUAUUACUCCAACCAUUGUGACGCAUCAGAAUGGAUCUGUCUUCUUCGUUGCAGGUUCGGCUGGGGGUAGUCGAAUCAUUACAGCGACUGUACAGAACAUCAUCCAUGCUGUCGAUGAGGGCUUGUCGGCAGCCGAGGCUUUGGCUAGACCACGUCUUCACGAUCAAUUGAUCCCCAAUCAGGUCAGAUUCGAGUAUACCUACAACAAUGAGACGGUUGCUUUCAUGAAAUCUCUAGGUCACAAUGUGACCUGGGUCGCUCCAGGAGACAGCACUGCGCAAGCAAUCCGGGUACUACCGAACGGAACGUUCGAUGCCGCUGGGGAGCCUAGGCAGCUUGACUCUGGUGGUUUCGCGGUCUGA
Molecule: messenger RNA, 1596 nt
Organism: Aspergillus oryzae RIB40
Lineage: Eukaryota; Fungi; Ascomycota; Eurotiomycetes; Eurotiales; Aspergillaceae
Exons: 5
Coding region: 1-1596 (531 amino acids)
Biological process (GO): glutathione catabolic process
Cellular component (GO): plasma membrane
Molecular function (GO): glutathione gamma-glutamate hydrolase
Source: RefSeq, a predicted model, not a curated record